GCUGAGACAGCGCCGCGCCCCCCGGGCGCUCCCCGCCGCCGCCGGGCCCCGGGCCCCCGGCCCCGCACCGGCGCCGCGAUGGACCCCUGCUCUUCGCUCUUCAGCUACGUGUUAAUGCACUUGUUCGUCCUCUGCCUGCAAGCCCAGGUAACUGUUCAGUCCCCACCUAAUUUUACACAGCAUGUGAGGGAGCAGAGCCUGGUGACAGAUCAGCUCAGCCGGCGGCUUGUCCGUACCUACCAGCUGUACAGCCGGACCAGCGGGAAACAUGUGCAGAUCUUGGACAACAAGAAAAUCAAUGCGAUGGCAGAGGAUGGGGAUGUGCACGCCAAGCUCAUCGUGGAGACAGACACCUUUGGGAGCCGCGUGCGUAUCAAGGGGGCAGCCACGGGCUUCUACAUCUGCAUGAACAAGAAGGGGAAGCUGAUUGGCAAGAGCAACGGCAAAGGCAAGGACUGUGUCUUCACAGAGAUCGUGCUGGAGAACAACUACACGGCGCUGCAGAACGCCAAGUACGAGGGCUGGUACAUGGCCUUCACCCGCAAGGGCCGCCCGCGCAAGGGCUCCAAGACCCGGCAGCACCAGCGGGAGGUGCAUUUCAUGAAGAGGCUCCCCAAGGGCCACCAGACCACCGAGCCCCACAGACGCUUUGAGUUCCUCAACUACCCCUUCAACCGCAGAAGUAAAAGGACUAGAAACUCCAGAGCGGGCCCUUGAUGUGCCUGCCCCUGCCUCCUCUGCCUGCAUCUCUCCUGGAGGAUGCUCCUCUGAGCUUGGUGGACUAUAUGUAGAGACUUUCCCAUAUGGGUAUUAAAGAAAACAAAAAAAAAAAA
Messenger RNA from Motacilla alba alba, 833 nucleotides. RefSeq names its product fibroblast growth factor 8 (gene FGF8). NCBI's taxonomy places the organism in Eukaryota, Metazoa, Chordata, Aves, Passeriformes, Motacillidae. The transcript is spliced from 5 exons. Gene Ontology annotation, cellular component: cytoplasm. Gene Ontology annotation, molecular function: growth factor activity; type 2 fibroblast growth factor receptor binding; type 1 fibroblast growth factor receptor binding. The record is from RefSeq and is a predicted model, not a curated record. The coding region runs from base 79 to 717 and encodes 212 amino acids. Gene Ontology annotation, biological process: positive regulation of gene expression; positive regulation of cell population proliferation; neuron differentiation.